GGCACGCAGGUGAAGAGGGGUGGCACGAAGAUGUGGCCUGCAGCCACACUGGGCAAAGUGCUUGGACUGCUGUCGAAGCCCUUUCCCCCUAACCCAACCGGAGAGCAUCAUAGCGUUGCCCUGUCUGUGGGCGCCUUUGGGAAGAUUAAGAUGGCCCAAUCAAUACCAAGAAAACCAGCUGUCACGCUGGGCACGGCAGCCGCUCUGGCCCUUUCUGACCGGGGGACUCAAGCCAUCCCGUCUCUAAGAGGCGCCGCUGGCCAGCUGCCCCUGCCACAUGUGCGGGAGUGAGGGGUCCAGCUGUGCAGUGGGCGGUUCCGGCUCCGGGAGAGGCCGCCUGGGCUAGACCCGGGCCUCCCCCGACGGGUCGCGGCGCCCGGCCGACCCUCACUGCGCCUGGGCUGGGGUUCCCACGCCCGCCGGAAGUUGCGCAAGCGGCAGCGCGCGUUACCUGAGCCCCAGGUGGGCCGGGCGGGAGGAGUCCGCCGCGGCGGCGCGGGCGCAGCCAGCCGUUGCCUGUGUCCAGCUGCUGACAUUCCGCCCGGAUCCUGGCCUUCCGGUCGCUCGGGGCUCUCCGACCACAGCGCGCAGGGUAUGUAACAGCCAUGCCGGUGGACACGCUGACUCCUGCCUCCCGGGACCCUCCCGCCCCCCAUUUCCGCCUUCGGACCAAGGUCCCAGGUUACCUGCUGCGGAGGCCCACGGAUGGAGGCGCCCGGAAGCCCAGCGCCGUGGAGCGCCUGGAGGCCGACAAGGCCAAGUACGUCAAGAGCUUGCAUGUGGCCAACACCCGCCAGCAGCCCGUGCAGCCGCUGCUGUCCAAGCAGCCCCUCUUCAGCCCGGGGACUCGGCGCACGGUGCUGACUCCCAGCCGGCGAGCUCUGCCCGGGCCCGGCCGCCGGCCCCAGCUGGACCUGGGCAUCCUUAGCAACCUCAUUGACUUGUGUGAUAGUCCCGUUUCUCCCGUCGAUGCCAGCCGUACCCCUGGAAGGGCAGAGGGAGGCUGCCAGGUGCCCCCAGCCACCCCUCCACGUCCGCCGCCCAGCACCGCCGCAGUCCGCCGAGUGGACGUCCGCCCCCUGCCUGCCUCCCCUGCCCGGCCCUGCCCAUCCCCAGGCCCUUCGCCGGCCGCCAGCCCAGCCAAGACCCCUGGUUUGCAGCGCUCCAAGUCGGACCUGAGCGAGCGCUUCUCCAGGGCGGCCGCGGACCUGGAGCGCUUCUUUAACUUCUGCGGCCUGGACCCCGAGGAGGCGCGGGGGCUGGGUGUGGCCCACCUGGCCCGGGCCAGCUCCGACAUUGUGUCGCUGGCAGGGCCCAGUGCUGGGCCGGGCAGCUCAGAGGGCGGCUGCUCCCACCGCAGCUCGGCUACGGUCGAGGGGGCCCGGGAGCGCGUCCCCUACGGGGUGUCGGUGGUGGAACGCAACGCCCGCGUCAUCAAGUGGCUCUACGGGCUGCGGCAAGCGAGGGAGACCCCUGCGGCCGAGGGCUAGGCUCCGUGGCACCCCCGCUAAGCCACGGGAAGAGCCCGCAGCUCGCGGGGGGCCGAGCAGAGCACGCAGCCCUGCAGAAUUUGGAACGGAGGCAAAGGCUCCAAGGCAAGCCCGCUUCCGUCUGGGCAAGGACCAUCCCUGGAGAGAGUUGCCUGUUGCCCUUGGGCCACCCCAGCCUCUCCCGUGGAGGGGUUUGGACACGACUGUACCCCUGCUUGGUUGCUCUCUGGGUUGAGCUUCAGGUCACUUGGAUUCAGAGCAGAAGCCCUAGCCCUGGCGACCCAUCAGCUCUGCUCCCUGCUUCCUUUUCUGUGUCUGCCCUGGGCCGACUUCCCCUGGGGGCGCUGGCUCCCGGGGCCGUGGGGGAAGGGAGGAGUGGUCCAGCCAGUCCUGGCAGUGCAGCCUGGCCUGGACUGGAAGGGAGCUAACCGGAGGGACCGGAAGGAGGCUGCAUCUGGAGCAGGCUCAGCUCUGCCUUCCCUUCUCUAGGUUAAUAAACACAAAUGCUUGUUUUUCAAGG
Messenger RNA from Sorex araneus (European shrew), 2010 nucleotides. RefSeq names its product family with sequence similarity 110 member A (gene FAM110A). NCBI's taxonomy places the organism in Eukaryota, Metazoa, Chordata, Mammalia, Eulipotyphla, Soricidae. The record is from RefSeq and is a predicted model, not a curated record. The transcript has 2 exons. Bases 606 to 1490 code for a protein of 294 amino acids.